Molecule: messenger RNA, 8361 nt
Organism: Phodopus roborovskii (desert hamster)
Lineage: Eukaryota; Metazoa; Chordata; Mammalia; Rodentia; Cricetidae
Gene: Cfap46
Product: cilia and flagella associated protein 46
Exons: 59
Coding region: 99-8168 (2689 amino acids)
Biological process (GO): cilium movement involved in cell motility; axoneme assembly
Molecular function (GO): protein binding
Source: RefSeq, a predicted model, not a curated record
CCGCCCCGAGCUCCCGCGUCCUCAGUCUGGGUCCGUCUCUAGGCAACUGCAACCGGCGCUGCAGCGAAGCAGCUGUCUAGCUGCCGGCCUUAGGAGCCAUGGACCUGGUCAUCACGCAGGAACUGGUCCAUGCCCAGAACCAUCAAGACGCAGCUGCCCUGCGACGAGCUUAUGAGCUGAUCAAAUCAGCAAACCUUGGAAAGUCGGAGUUCGACCCCUCAGAGAGCUUCAGCCCGGACCUCUUCGUGCUGUGUGCUGAGCAGGCGCUCAAGAUGGGGGAGCCUGAGAUGAGUGAUGACUGCAUCCAGAUGUACUUCAAAGUCAAGGCGCCAGUCACUCAGUUUCUGGGUCGAGCGCACCUGUGCAGGGCCCAGCUUUAUGCCCCACAGUCAGAGGAAAACCUGGAGGAGUUUGAAAACUGUGUGACUCAGUACAUGAAGGCUAUUAACUUCGCAAAAGGAGAACAGAGGUAUCACUUCUUGGUGUUCAAUGCUUCUGUUCUCUAUUGGCACAUGGUGCGGCCAUUUCUCAAACCUGGAUACCACCAGUAUGUGAUCCCCAGCCUCUCUCAAAUCAUCAACGUGUUAAACCAGACAGAAGAAGAGGACAAGGAAUGGCAGGCAGAGCUGAUGGUGGAACUUCUUGAAUGCUACCUGCAAGCAGGAAGAAAUGAGGAGGCUGCCAAGUUCUGCUUGACGGCUGCACCCUUCAUCAAAACCCAUGUGCCACACAAGUACCGGUAUAUGUUCUCAAUCAUGGUUCGUAAUGAGCUAAUGGAUGAUUAUCAGUUAAGGGAAGAGAAGAAGCAUUCCACAAGUCUCUCCAUCACUUACCACAUCAACUCGCUAAAAGCGAAAUUGGAUAAAAAUAAUUUGCCAGAAGACAUCGAUGAAAUUCUGAGGAAAGCCUACAAACAUUUAAUUCAUUAUAAUCACCACCGCUUCCCUUCCAUCAAAGAAGAAAAAAUGCUUCUGCUUUUUGAAUUGGGCCGCCUGUCUCUGACCUUGAAAAAUGAACCAAUGGCCUGCAGCUGCCUGUCAGAUCUGAAGAAAAUUGAAACCAAAGAUCCUGCCAAGCUGCUAGAAAUUGAAGGUCUGGAGUGUGAAUUAGAAGCUUUGAGACUGGAGAGUAAAAUUAAAAUGUACCUUCGAGGAGCCGUUGAGGACCAGCUGGACAUCAUAAACAGACUGGAUAUCACGCUGCAGCGGGCCAUCCGCUUGGGUGACCCCACGACCAUCCAUGUGCUGUGUACCACCCAAUGGAACACCUGCCUGCCCCUGCUACAGCGCAACCUGAGGCGCUACCUCCGGAAGCCACUGACCACCAUUGCUGAGAUUCUGGAAAAAGUUGAUAGUCUCAUGACCCUGAUGCGCUGCCAAGUCCACAUGGAGAUGGCAUAUAUUGAGCAGGAUGAGGACCGGCUGGAGCCCGCCCUUGAGCACUUGCAGAAGGCCAUGCGUCUGGACAGCCAAGGCCUCUACCAGGACAAGAUGAGUGUGGCUUACAGCCGGCUGCAGUUGUGUACCAUGCUGUACCAGUCCCCUGAACGUCCUGAGGACAAGGCCAUCAUGGCCAUUGAACAGGCAAAGAAAGCCACCCUGAAAGACAGUGCCCGGAAGAAGCGUGCACUCUUGGUGAACGCAGGCCUGGCCCUCGCACCUGACACCUUCCAGAUCGUGCUGGACAGCGAGAAUGAGGCCAAAGUUUCCACUGGGAAAACCAGGGGCCGCUUCACCUACCUCUGUGCAAAAGCUCGACAUUACAUCCUCAGCGUGGACAAAGCUGCCGGGCACCUGCGGCGUCUGGGGAAUGAGAACGACAAAGAGAGAAUUGUGAUUUGGGCUGAGCUGGCCAAAGUUGCCUGGAAGCAAGACGUGUGUGAUGUCUGCCGCACGGCAACCCGCUUCUGCCUUCUGUACGACAGUAUCAAGUCAAGGAAGACUGCAAAGCUAAAACGAGGGAGGAAGAAAAAAGGUACUGAGGGCUCUGUGCUUGACUGGGUGUCAUCUGAGGUGACCCUGCAGAGAAAUAUGUCCUCUGACCUGCUGAGGAAGAUCGCAGAGGUGUCAUUUCUCAGUGCUGAGGCCACUGUCCACUUGCUGCGCUUGGAAGGUGUGGAGCUGAAUGGCAGGGCCAUCCCCCCUGAGGACGUGAGCCAACACCCAGCUGGCUAUGUGCCUGAGCCACCAGAUAGCAAUCCAGAGUGGAUCACAUACAGAACCUGGAUAGAAAGCCUGUCACAGUAUGCAAUGAGCAACUGGCUGCGUGCUGCAGAGAUCGGGCAGGAGUUAGGGGAAUCCUGGAUUGUACAAAAUGCUGUGGUCUAUGUUAUGAACCACAACCGUCACCUUAUCUUGGCUGGGAGGCAGAAAGAGCUGGUGGAUUCCCUCUGUCACCUCCUGAACACCCUCAAAGCCACUAGCUACAAAGGGGACUCCAUCAUGCUGGUCAUGCUCUGUGAUGCCCUUGCUCGGGGCCUGAUCAUCAGCUGGAUUCCCACCCAGACAUCAGAAAAGUCGAAAAAGAAUGUACGCCCCAACUUGGUUCAUGUUCCAGUGGAGUCCUUCGCCUUACCUGAGAUCAGAACAGCUGUGGAGGUCUGUGAGUUUGCACUGAACCUCACUAAUGGGAACGUGCCAGACGACAUUGUCCCCACCAGUGUGCGACAACAUCUCAUCGCCACCUGGGUGAAGGCUAAGCAGCUACUGCAGCAGCAGAUUGGGCAGCGACUGGGCACCGAUGAACCGAGUACCAACGAGGACAUCAGCUCUAUAACCAGAGUCCUUGUUGCCCUUGAGAUGUACUCGUGCAAUGGACUGGGCCUCAUGGACUUCACUGUCCCCCCUCUAGCCCAGGUGGUGAAAAUGGCCUCUGAGUGCACUUGGUCAGAGCCCCUGGUGGAGCUGCAGAUCCUGACGCGCCUCUCCCACUUCGCCUAUGUGGCCCACGACCAUGAGAUCACUAUGGCGUGUUCUCAGAAUGCCACACAGAUGGGCCUCAAGUACCUGCGGUUGUUUGACACGACCGAUGCCAAGCUGGCAGCAGAAAUGCUGUGUACUGUGUCCUGCAUCCAGGGCCGGAGCAUCAUGGAAAACUUGAAGGGUAGGAAGCAACUACGGCUAGCAGCCUCCAAGGUCUUUGUAGAGAGCGCCAGGUUUGGGGGCCUGGCAGGAAGCAGUUCCCUGGUGAUGAUGGCCGCCCGGCACUACUGGAACACAUGGCUCCCGCUUCUGUCCUCACCAGUCAACAGGAAGAAGGCCAAGGGAUCCCUCCAGCGAAUCAUCAACAUCAUCAACAAGACAGAGUCCAAGAAGCAGGAGACAGAAAAAACACUGCUUCUGCACCAGUGGCCAACAGCUGACUUCCAGGGUGGAGGGAUGGCACCUGAAGGCCAAUACCUUCCAGGGUCUGAGGAUGACCUCACACUCCGUGCUGCACUCUAUAGCCUGCUCUUCCACAGCCAUGCUGACCAGAAUGACUGGGAGAUGGGCCUUAAGGUGCUGGAUGAGGCUGUGCAAGUGCUGCCGAGGACAGCCCACCGCCUCUUGAUUUUCAAACAUAUGGUCAUUGUGAAGGCCAAACUUGGCCAGAACUUUACCAUGGAAAUUCAGAAGUUCAAGGAUGAGAGUGAAGACUAUUUGGCACACAUGUGGUACCGUCUGGCCAAGAACUCGAGGAACAUCUCUGGAGAGUUCACCUGUUAUCAGAAUGCUAUCCAGGCACUGCAGAAGCCAGAGAGCAACUGGCAGAAGGUUGAUUACAUCGUGGAGUUCAGUGAGUGGAUGUAUUACAAGCAGUUCCCUAUGGAAGAUGUGAUCUUCCACCUCGAGUGGGCAAUUGAGAUUCUGCUGUCCAUGAAACCCACUGAAGACUCCCAUGAGCCAGAGCCCAAGAAGGAAGGGCAGGCCUCCUCUCCCCAGUCUCUCACAGGGAGUACAGUGUCCUUGAAUCUAGAGACAGUCUCCUUGGACCAGUUUCAAAGUGUGAGGCAGUUGGAGGCCCUAGCCCGUGUGCACAUCCUUCGGGCCUUGAUGGUGUCCCCAAGCUCCUCUUCCUAUGAAGAUGACUGCUUCAUGGCCUACACCUUCCUCAGGCACAUCUGGCAGAUUUCCUUGACAUCAGGAGGAAAACUAAUUCCAGAAAAAACUUUACAAGUCGUUACUUCACAAUUAUUACUGCCAAAAAAGGAGAAGGAAAGGGGGAAAGAGAAAGAGAAGGAAAAGGAGAAGGAGAAGGAGAGAGGGAAAGAGAAGGAGAAGAAGGAGAAGAAGGAGAAGGAAAAGGAGGAGAAGGAGAAGGAGGAGAAGGAGAAGGAGGAGAAGGAGAAGGAGAAGGAGAAGGAGGAGGAGAAGGAGAAGGAGGAGAAAGAAAAGGAGGAGGAGAAGAAGGAGAAGAAGGAGAAGAAGGAGAAGAAGGAGAAGGAGAAGAAGGAGAAGGAGAAGGAAAAGGAGAAGGAGAAGAAGGAGAAGGACAAGGAGAAGAAGGAGAAGGAGAAGAAGGAGAAGAAGGAGAAGGAGAAGGAGAAGAAGGAGAAGGAAAAGGAGAAGGAGAAGCUCAAAGACAUGAAACAGAUUUCAACCCCAGCCUCCAACAAACCACCUGAUGACAUCCCCACCAGCAUAGAAGAGUGGGCCUCCUACUCCUGCCCUGAGGAUCUCUUGUCCGUGUUCAAGCUAGACAAGAGUGACUCCACUAUUAAUGCCUCAAGUUUCCAGAAGCCUACAUACAGCUUGUACUACAUAGACCAUUUGGCCAAAGCCCUGCAAAAGAUGUACCUUCAUGAGCUCAGCAUCCCCAUCCUGCAGCUGGCUGUGCUCAUUGCAGAUGCUGUGGUGGAGAGCAAAAGCCUUGCAGACCUCUACCACCUGCGACUUUUACAGGUGUGUUCCGACCUGAGGUUGCACUAUGCAGCAACUCAUCACGAAGAGGUGGUUGGACAGACAUACAUCGGGGACAUGGAGCAGGCCAGCUGCAGGAAAGAGAUUGCAUUUAAAAAGGAGAAGAACAAGGAACCUCUGAUGGAAGAGAGCCAGCCAUCCCUGCAUGAGCAGCUGGCUCCACCCCGCUCUGUAGAGGUGAAGCCACUGAUAGCUGAAGACAAGAUUUUGAAGAUAAACGGAGAGACUGGCAAAGGCCUGGAAGGGACAUCCUACCCCCAGCUGUGGAUGCUCAAAGGGGAGGUCCUACUGGAACUGGAGCUGCACCAACCAGCACGGCUGCUCUUGUCAGAGGCCCAACAGACUUUCCAGGAGCUAGGUGAUAUCUGUUCAGAAGCACAGUGCCUGUUGCUUCUAGCACAGCUGGCCAACAAGGAAAAGAACCAUGGACAAGCUAUGCUCAUGAUUGAGAGGGCCCAGCAGCUAGGUGGAGCUGAAGAGUUCUGGUACAAUUCAACCCUGACUCUGGCUGAGGCCAUCUUAUCCUCUGAAGAUGAUGACAAAGAAAUCAUAGUUUGCAAACUAUUUCAGAAACUCAUAGAUACUUUCAAGGUCCUCCAGAAAGAAAGGCCAAACCGAGUAUCCCUGCUGGAAUUCUUUAUCAUGGACCUGGAAACCAGGUGUGUGACACUUCAAAUCCAACUUGCAUUCAGCUUGGUUGACAAAGACCUUCUUGAGUGCCCAUUUUUGCUGGAGGAUCUAGAAAAGCACCUGAUAGAAGUGGAAGAAAACUUAAUCAUCAGUGGCUACAAGAGAAAUUGUGUCGACUUAAAACUAGAGCACGCACGGAUAAAGAAGUUGUGUGCUCAAAAGGAGAAAGAUGAGGAACAAAAGACUGCCUAUUGUCUGGAAGUGUACGACUUGUCCCACAGGGCUAUAGCUGAGGAAGAGGAACUAUUUCACAGAACCCAGGGGAUACUGUCCCUCCACGAUUUACAGAACAUCAACUCCCCACUGAUGAGAAGGCUGGCCCACCUCAAACUCCGCCUAGCAGAAACAUGCCUGGACAUGCAGCAGCUAGUCUGCAAGGAGGCCUUGGAGUUGCAACUGGAGCGGGGCUCUUUUGAGAAGCUGCUUGCAGACUUCCUUGAGAAUACCAGCGACUACUCAUCCAUUGGCUUGCAAUGGUUCAUACUGAAGCGGACACUGCCUCACACGGUGCUGGCACAGCUGGAGAGUCUGCAGCCGCUGUGCAUGGGCUGCAUUGACAUCCGUGCCCAGCUUCUGGUCCUGGCUGGGAAGGCUCUCCAUCUGCUUUCCGUGCAGACAGACCCUGUGUACCCUUCCUUCUGCUGGGAGGAAGAGCUCUUGGUAGGUGCUAAACAGAGCAGCCUGAGAUCGAUGGAGCUGGAGACAGAUACAGACGACAAGAGUGCAGAGACCUCCUCCAGAGACUCGACCACCUUGAAGGAAGCCUCCAGGGAGCAAAGCCGGAAGGCUGAGAGUCUGAAGAAGAAGAUGGUGUUGGCCCAGAGGUUCCUGGCUCAGACGUCAGAGGUACUGCUGCAGUGUUUGCAGGCUGCCCUGAGCAUCAACCUUCUGGACAUCGCAGCCACGGCCAGCUUAGAGAUGGUGGAAUGCAUUGGCAUCCUGGAUCCCAUAACCUCCUGCCAGUUCCUGUCACUGUCUCAGAGCUGUUCGACCUCACAGAUGAUGCGGAAUGUUUUGCUCACUGCCACAGACAACACCAGCAGCUCACAGCUGGCAGCCCUGCUGCAGCUCCACCAGCGGCUGAGGCAACAGGACAGGACCUCCACCAGUCUGUUUGCCAGUGUGGAGCAGAGGCUGGCAACCACUUCCAGGGCAUGGCAGGGCCUCUGUGUCACAGAUCAGCAUUUCACCUUCCUGAAUGAGAUUCCACCCAUGUUCCGGAUCCUCUUUCUGCAUCACUCACGAGACAGGUCCUAUCUGUAUGGCGCUGCCUUUGAGAGACCAAAGUCCAUGCCUGCACCCAAGGGGAAAAUGAUACCAGUGGGCGGUCACUGCAAGGUAAUGAGGGUGACUAUGAGUCCAACUGCCUUCUCAGACUUGUUGACCAGGGUCCAGUGGUUCCGGAAGCAGACACAGACCCAGAAAACGGACACCUUGCAUGAUUCGGAGCGAGACCUGUGUAUGCAGAGGCUCAACAGCAUCCUGGAGCAAAUGGAGGAAUAUCUGAAGCCCAUCGCCCCCCUGUUCAUCUUCCCAGAUGCCAGAGCACAGAUGUUAGCGGCUAUGGCUGAUGGAGGGAAACACAAAGGCAAAGAGAAGGAAAGGAAGCUGUCUCUCCCUUCAGGGCAGCCUGAUCCUGAGUACAUGAUCCUGAUUGUAGACAAGCUUCUACUAGAGUUGCCCCUUGAGGGGUUCUCUAUGCUCGAUGAGGUCACCUCCCUGUCAAGGGAAUUUUCUCUCCAUAUGCUGUGGAAUCGUCUCCACAAGGAGGAACUAGAAGGCAGUGUGAAGAAAGAGAUCAAAAGCAAGGAAUUCAAGAAGAAAAGUCCAGGAAAGAAAGGCUGGAAGAGCGCCACCAUCCGGGUCAUCCCACCCGAAUGCAUCCUAAUCGACUGCGACACUAUCAAGUUUGUUGUGGACCCUUAUGAGGAGGCCGAGGGCAAAGAAGUACUGAAUCCUGUCUCCAUAACCCAGGAAAUCUUGGAGAAGUUCCGAGACACAUACACUGCACGUUGGACAGGACAUCUGGGAAGCUAUCAUGUAACAAGCCAGACUGACUGGGAGCAGGUACUGGACAGCUGCAGAGGCUUUUUCUUCUACGGGAUGGAGGGCUUCCUGUCCCACCUGGUAGUGGAAAGACUGGUAGCCAUGGAUCUGCAAGAAUGCCAGAUGAUAGUCCUGCUGGACUUGGCAAGGUCCUCCGAGAGCCUCAAGCGGAAGGUAGAGUCUUCAGAGAACAAGAGUGCAUCACAGCAGUCCUUGGAGAAGCCUAUCGAGACUGCCAUCCUUCUGAGCCUGGUGGGGGUUGAGAGCAUCGUGGCUAACCAGUGGCCCACGCUUCUGCAGGACAAUGCGCUGAGGGCGGCCAUCCUGUGGGAUAACCUGUUAGCAGUUGGCAAGCCACUUGGGAAAACAGUUCGUCUCAUUCAGAAGAUAGGCAAUGAAACAGUUAACCAAGAUGUGGUUUCCCGGGUCUCCAAGGAAGAGAUAUUCUCUGAGUUGCAGCCUCAGCACGUUGAGUCACAUCCCACUGCCCUCGGCUUGGUUCUAUACGGGCUGCCUCACCAAGCCAUCGUGUGAGCUAAACCCUGGAGUCUUUUGGGCCACUACCUUUUUCCACCUUCUGGGGCUCAUCCCAGCCUUGACACACACACACAGCCUGAUGUCUGUCUUUCUGUCCACAACACAUAGUCCUGAGAAGACAGCUGUUGCUGGGUUUAGCACCUAAGCCCCUGCUCAUUCUUACUAUCCUGCAAGUUUGUUUUUUGGUUUC